Macadamia integrifolia is the source of this 2528-nucleotide messenger RNA. RefSeq lists its product as uncharacterized. Bases 30 to 2360 code for a protein of 776 amino acids. The record is from RefSeq and is a predicted model, not a curated record. Gene Ontology annotation, cellular component: cytosol; cell periphery. Gene Ontology annotation, biological process: protein K48-linked deubiquitination. The transcript has 12 exons. NCBI's taxonomy places the organism in Eukaryota, Viridiplantae, Streptophyta, Magnoliopsida, Proteales, Proteaceae. Gene Ontology annotation, molecular function: K48-linked deubiquitinase activity; cysteine-type carboxypeptidase activity; cysteine-type deubiquitinase activity.
UUCGGAGCUUUAGAAAAAGCCGCUCUCCAAUGGGUUCUCAGUAUUCCUUCUCAUUUUCACCUUUCUCUCUCUUCCAUUUUCACACACUGUUUUUUCGCUUCUUUUCUCUCUCUCUCUCUCUUGUUGUAAGGUCGGCUAUGGCCACGGAGGAGGAACGAAGACAGGAAGCAGAACAAGAAUGCCUUUACAAGACAAAAGUCGUACAGUUCUUGGGGCGCACGACACCCAUCAUUCUUCAGAACGACAAUGGCCCUUGCCCACUCCUCGCUAUAUGUAACAUUCUUCUUCUAAGGAACAACUUGAAUUUGAAUGUGGAUGCUUCUGAAGUCUCAUUACAGAAAUUGCUUUCUCUUGUCGCGGAAAGAUUGAUUGAUUUUAACAGCAAUGUUGAGAAUAAAGAUGCUGGAUAUGUUGAGAACCAGCAACAGAACAUAGCGGAUGCCAUUGACCUGCUCCCUCGACUUGCAACAGGGAUUGAUGUAAACGUUCAAUUUAGGAGAAUUGACGACUUUGAAUUUACACGUGAGUGCGCCAUAUUUGAUCUCCUGGACAUUCCACUAUAUCAUGGUUGGAUUGUUGAUCCCCAGGAUUGUGCCACUGCGAAUGCAAUUGGAUCCAAGUCCUAUAACACUCUUAUGGGGGAGCUUGUUGCCCUUGAAACAAAAAAUUCAGAACAUAAGAGCAACUCUGAAGAAGAUUCUAUUGAUUUUGCUGCUGCGACGGCUGCAACUUUAGGUGUUCCCUCACCAUCUCUUUCAAGAGGUAGAUCUUUUGAUGAAUCACUGUGUGCUGUAUCUGGCCAUCAGGAAGGAAAAAAGGGAGACUUAGAGGAACAAGCAGAACUGUUAAGAGCCUUGCAAUUGUCAGAAGCUGAAGUGCUGACUUCAAUGGAUGAGUCUCCAUCAGCUGAUACAAGUGGGGGUAAUAGGUCUGCAAAUGUAGAAGAGACUGAGCAUCAUCACAGUAAUGGGUCAGAGUUCCUUGCAGAUGCUUUAGUGAGGCACAUUAGUGAUGAACAUGAAGUUAAAAGUGGGGGUAAUAGGUCUGAAAUUUUAGAAGAGACCGAGCAUCUUCAAAGUAAUGGGUCAGAGUUCCUUGCAGAUGCUUUGGAGAGGCACUCCAAUGAUGAACAUGAAGUACACCAUCUGUCAAAACCUUCCAUAUCACGAGGUCCUACUGCCUUUUGUGGUGGCAAUGAUAUUGUGAUAUCUUCUGAAAGUACUUUGAAGGAAAAUGAUUCAUGCUCAAAGAUUGAAGCUGGGAUUCAUGUUGAUCAUUUAAAGAAUUAUGGAUCUCAGGAACAUUUUAUUUCUACUGACUUGAUGGAGAACAUUGGAACUGACAUAUUGGUUCAUAACCGAAGUGAACCUUUCCAUUAUCUAGACCAAGAUUUCUCCUCUCCCUCAAAAGACCAUAUGCAUGGCUCUGAAAGGGAUCCUCAAGUUGAACAAACAUGCUUAUUGGAUACUUCCAUGUCUGAAAUUCAUCAUGAACCAGCAAAUAAUCUUGGUGUUUGUGAAACUACAGCAUCUACUUGUGCAUCUACCUCAAAUCCUGAGUCUGGUGAAUUUAGUGGCAGUAGUCCGCACAUAGAUCAAGCCAAGAGUGUUGCCUCGAGCCUUGAAGGAAGUGAACCCAUAUAUGAAGGAGAGGAGUGCGUACUUGACUCAGGAUUAACAGUUUAUGAAAAUAGGGAGCCUAUGUAUGAAGGUGAGAUGGUUCUUGCUGAGCAAGCUGACAAUGGUGCUGGAGAUGGAAAUGGCAUGCAUCCCGGGGAAAAAAUCACUCAACAGAAAGGGGAAAUUAUCAAGAAUUUUCUGAGGAACAGUGCCAGCCAAUUAACCAUAUAUGGCCUCUUUUGCCUACAGGAAGGUCUAAAGGAACGGGAGCUUUGUGUUUUCUUCCGGAAUAAUCACUUCAGCACCAUGUUCAAGUUUAAUGGUGAACUUUAUCUCUUAGCCACUGAUCAAGGUUACAUAAACCAGCCUGAUUUAGUAUGGGAAAAAUUAAAUGAGGUAAAUGGAGAUACAAUGUUUAUGACAGGCAACUUCAAGGAAUUUAAAGUUGAAAAUCAUUUCAAUAACCAAUGGGAUGAGCAAAAUGCGGUGGCCAGUGCUGCUGACUACAUUGCAAGCAUUGAUAAUUCAGUGACCGCGGGUUUGACUUUAAACUCCGACCUGCAACUGGCAAUAGCACUACAACAACAGGAAUUUGAGCAGCAGCCUCAACGGCAGAACACAAAACAACCAGCCACCAGCAGUUCAAGGCUUGUCACAGGUCCACAGGUGCCAAAGAGCAGUGGCAGCUAUUCAUCUUCAAAGCAGGAAGCAAAGUCAAAAGACAAGUGUAUCGUGAUGUAAAAUUAGCCAAGAGUUGUCACAAUGUACUGUAAAUGGUGUAAUUUGUUCUAAUUUGAUUUGCAUAACAGAAAUCAACGUGAUUUUCAAUCUUGGAUUAGAGGGGAUUUUUUUUUUUUUUAAAUGUAUAUAAGAAUUUGUGUGUAUAUAGGGAGGAUCCAAAUUGCUGCA